AGCGCCUCCACGACAUGGCGACGCUCCUCCGGCUGCUGGCCGUGCUAGCAGUGAUCGCAGCCGCGGACGCCUUCCUGCGCCGGCCGCGACGGCUGCGGAACACCAAGCCCCAGUUCUGGAUGAGUUCGGUGGAGCUAGCGAGAUGGCUGGGCUACACGUUGGACACCCACACGUUCGUGACGUCGGACGGGUACGAGUUGGUGCUGCACCACGUGGUGGCCAGCAAGAACGGCACCCGCGGAGGCCUCCCCGUCGUGUUCGGCCACGGGCUGGCCUCCAGCGACGAGCAGUGGUACUUCCGACCCGACGGACUCGUCCCAAUGAUGGUUGAGCAUGGCUAUGACCUCUGGACGUUCAACUACAGAGGCAGCUUUUAUAGUCGCAAGCACGAAACAUUGACGACCAGAGACCACGACUUCUGGGAUUUUAGCUGGCAUGAGAACGGAGUGGUCGACCACGCCGAGAGCAUCGAUUACGUCCUCAACAAGACGGGCCACGAGAAGGUGAUCGCGAUCGGGCACUCGUUGAGCGUCACCGCCCUGGAAGUGCUGCUGGCGACGAGGCCCGAGUACAACGACAAGAUCAUGGGGCAGGUGCUGCUGUCGCCGCAAGUCCUUACCAAGCACGCCACAGGCUUCGUGGCCUACGUCAGCCACAUGCUCAAGCUCAUUCCCGGCGGUGAGCUAGGUUUUUCCGCGAACGUGGAAAACGACCUGUUCCCCGGCUUUGAUAAGCCGUUCCCCCAGGCCUGCUUCCCCUACGACGUCCCGAAGCCAAAGAUACGACCUUUCUGCAGGAGGUUGAUCGAGUUCAUCAUGGGCAAUUUCCACGAGCCUGUCGACGAAGAAAAUCUGCAGCUGAUCAUGCACCACUUCCCCGCGGGCACCUCCAUCAGGCAGAUGCAGCACUACGCGCAGUGCAUUAACUCAGGAAGGUUCGCGCAAUACGACUACGGCAAGGACAGGAACCAGGACUUGUACGGUCAGGACUUGCCACCAGAGUACAAUCUGACGAACAUCAGAACUCCCACUUAUAUCGUAUACGCUGUGGGCGACGGGUCCGUCAACUGGAAGGACUCGGAGGCUUUCGCCAAAGCUCUGCAGCCCGGGGUCCUCCAGAAACUUCACAGGUUACCACCAAAGGUGUUCUGCCACAUUGACUUUGUGAUCGCCUACGACGCAGUGGAGCUCGUCUACAAGCCCGUCAUCAGCUAUGUCGACGAAAUUAAGGAAAAGUGGGCGAAACAAGACUGAAUCCUUCUGUGACUGUACAUUUGGAUAAGUGCCCACUGAAAACUUAAAUUUGCACGUCUUUAAGUCGUCUUAAGACGUCUUUGCGUAUACUCAGGAAGAACUUAAGUUUUCAGUGCAGUUAUAAUUUUUUUCCUUGUACGGCCGUUUUGUAAAUUUUUGUAAAUUUGUAAAUUGUCGUUACAGUAAAAUGUGUGUUAGGUAGCUAUUUAUGUUUUGUAUAUUUUUGUAACAUAUAUUUUAAGGGAAUAAAAUACCGUUUUAUGUCUAUUCAACUAGGAACGAUUCACAAUCCAUCCCUUAAUUAUUUCCGCCUAAGGCCUCACAUCAAGGUAAAGUUAGGUUCAAUUUAAGUUAUUCUAUGCAUUACUUUUUUAUUUCCAGCCGUUUAAAAUGUCAAAAAUCGCAAAUAAAUGUUAAGUUAGCACGCCCUGAGCUGAGCUGCUUACAGU
Molecule: messenger RNA, 1702 nt
Organism: Thrips palmi
Lineage: Eukaryota; Metazoa; Arthropoda; Insecta; Thysanoptera; Thripidae
Product: lipase 1-like
Exons: 8
Coding region: 15-1253 (412 amino acids)
Molecular function (GO): hydrolase activity, acting on ester bonds
Source: RefSeq, a predicted model, not a curated record